Molecule: messenger RNA, 3590 nt
Organism: Theobroma umbraticum
Lineage: Eukaryota; Viridiplantae; Streptophyta; Magnoliopsida; Malvales; Malvaceae
Source: RefSeq, a predicted model, not a curated record
CGAAAGGCAUCUUCCAAGAAAUUAAUCUUCAUAUCAGAUAUGUAAUCAUCUACAAGAACAAUGUUAACGAGUUCAACGAGAAACUUCAGAUGUUGAUAGCAAAAAGAACAAGUGUGCAGAAACAGGUUGACGCUGCGGACAGGAACGGAGAGAAGAUAAAAGCGGACGUCCUACAUUGGAGCAAAACAGUGGACAAGGUAAUCAAUGAAGAGGAAAAGAAGGUGAAGGAUCUUCAAGGCAAAGCAAAAAACAAGUGCUUCUUUGGCUUGUGUCCCAAUAUUAAGUCUCGCUACCAGCUUAGCAGGAAAGCAGAACAAGGUGCUGCCGCUGUUGACGACCUUAUUCGACAAUGUCUAUUUAACAGAGUGGGAUACCGUGAUGUUCCAGAAGCUCUAUUGGACGCAUCUCCCAAAGACUUUGAGACCUUUAAAUCAAGAGAAAAGGUUUUCAACGAUGUCAUGGAGGCAGUGAAAGAUGCUCUUAUCAGCAUGAUAGGGGUGUACGGGUUGGCUGGUGUGGGUAAAACAUCACUAGUCAAUGAAGUUUCCAGACAAGUCCAAGAACUUAAGCUAUUUGAUUCUGUGGUUACCGUAAAUGUGACUCAGACUCCUGACAUUCAAAAAAUUCAAGAUCAAAUUGCAGAAUUAUUGGGUCUCAGACUGGAAGAUAAGAGUACGGUUGUAAGAGCACGUAGAUUGUGCGAAAGGUUGAAGAAAGAGAAGAAGGUUCUUGUUGUUUUUAGAUAUAUUUGGAAAAGACUAGAUCUGGAGGAAGUUGGAAUUCCAUUAAACCAACACAAGGGAUGCAAGAUAUUGUUCACGUCAAAAUCAAAUGUUCUUCUCAAUGAGAUGGAUGCUGAGAAAACUUUUGCAGUUGAUAAUUUAGACGAUGAAGAAGCUUGGCUCUUGUUAAGAAUGGCUGGGGACAAUGUUGAAAGUGCUGAGUUGAGAUCUACAGCAAUUGAGGUAGCCAAAAGAUGUGCGAGAUUGCCGCUGGCCAUUGCAACAGUUGCAAGGGCAUUGAGAAAUAAAAGUUUAUAUGCUUGGAAGGAUGCUUUAAGGCAACUACAGAGGCCUUCCUUAAACAACUUCACUGGGAUAUCUGCAGCCAUAUAUUCAGCUGUAGAGUUGAGUUACAAUCAUUUAGAAAGUGAAGAACUUAAACAGGUUUUCCUGCUUUGCAGUCUAUUGCGUCAUGGUAGCAUCGAAUACUUGUUGAUAUAUGCCACUGGUUUGGGUUUAAUUAAUGGUGUCAACACCGUGGAGGAAGCACGAAAUAGGUUGUUAACAGUGGUGAGUAAUCUCAAAGCCUCUUGUUUGUUACUUGAUAGUAACAUAAAUUACCGAUGCUUUGAUAUGAAUGAUCUUGUUUAUGAUGUCGCCAUGUCAAUCGCUUCUUCAGAGAAUCACGUCUUUGCAUUAAAUGAGGAAGAUGUUCUGAAAGAUUGGCCUGAUGGAGAGACAAUGAGAAAGUUGAACAAGAUUCAUUUGCGAUAUCCUAGUGUAAUUGGAGAGCUACCCUAUGAGUUGAAUUGUCCACAGCUUGUUCUUUUCAUGAUGUCUAGCAAGGAUCUUUUCUUGAAAGUGCCACCUAACUUCUUUAGGGAAACAACAAAUCUUAAGGUCUUAGAUUUGUCUAAAAUGCAUUUUUCUUCUUUACCUUCAUCAAUUUGUUUCCUAACAAGCCUUCGUACAUUGUGCCUACAUCAAUGUAAAUUCGGAGAUAUAACCAUUAUCGGAGAGCUCAAGAAUUUAGAAAUUCUUAGCCUUUGGAAAUCUGAUAUUACAAUUCUACCUAAUGAAAUUAAGCAACUGGCUAAGCUGAAGUUAUUAGAUUUAAGUGAUUGUACAAAACUCAAAAUAAUUCCACCAGGUGUCUUAUCAAGUUUGUCAAGGUUAGAAGAAUUAUAUAUGGGUGGCACUUUUAUUCAAUGGGAAGUAGGGGGACAUGCCAACCAACAAAGCAAUGCUAGUCUUGCUGAAUUGAAUACUUUGUCUUGUUUGACCACUUUAGAAGUCCAUAUUCCUGAUGCCGAGGCCAUGCAAGGGGCUUGCUCUUUAAAGAGUUGCAAAAGUUGGAAAGAUACAAGAGUUUCAUAGGGAAGGAAUGGGAAUGAUUUGGUGAGUUUGAGCAUUCAAGGACUCUGAAACUCAAGUUAAGUACGAGCAUUGAUCAUUUGGGUCAUGAAAUUAAGUUGUUGUUGAAGAAACUUGACGGUCUAUAUUUAGAUGAACUUGAAGGUAUCAAGAUUGCAAUGCAAUAGUUCAUAGAUGAAGAAAGCUUACCGUAUUUGAAAAAUCUCCAUACCCAAAAUGGUUCGAUGAUCCAAUAUAUCAUUAAUGAUGAUGGUGCAGACGAUACAAAUGAAUUUUUUCAAUUACGAUCUUUGAGACUUCAUAAUCUACCGCAGCUCAUUAGCUUUUGUUCUGAAGACAAAAGUGGCUCUACCUCUAGGGCUCAACAUGAUGAGUUGCCUCUUUUCAGUGAAAAGGCGAGUGCUCGUAGCAUUUCAAACAAGAUGAGAAGCUCUCUUUUUCUCCAGUUAGCGUCCACUAUUCUGCAACUCUUGGGUUCUACCAAUUGUUUGAGGGCCCUUCUUUGGUCUUGGUGGCCAGAUGCAUGCUGCACCCGCAUCAUUAAGUUCCUAGGUUCGAGGGCUAACAGAAGAAUUGACUGAAAGCUUGUCCGAAAAGCACAAUAGAAAUCAGAUAAUAGAUGACUUGUAGGAUAGCAAGAGAUGAAGCAACUUCAGCUGGAAGCCUAGUCGCUGAGCAUCUACAAUUUGGAUCCAUAGAGGGACUCCGUAAUGAUGUUGACAAGGUACAUUCUUCUACUCAAAUGAUGUUGCCAUGAGGUAUUUUCAGAUUACUAACUGCCAGUGCUUCCCAUUAAUGGAAGCAGCUGGAUAAAGUACUUAGGUGGUUGGGUUACACUGAAAGUCAAGCAGAUGAUCAAGUUAAAUGGGCUGCAUCAAAUACUAUUACAAUAGAAGAAGCUGAUGUUGGGAGGCAAAUCGAGCUGCUUCCCAAGCUGUAUCAGAGCAUCCGUCAAUCUGCUGUCCUUUGUGAGAGUGGCCUGCACAGUUGUAGAGUGGUUUCCACAAGCAAAAAUUUCUUCAAUUCAUUGCCCAUGAUGUAACUAGCAUCAUAAUUAAAACUGUCUUCUAUACUUCAUGCUCAAAUUGCAUGGAAGUUGGCUAUGAUUAGAACCUUUUAGUUCAACUUGAACUCUUAGAUUGCUCUGUUUUUACAUUUAGCAUGAUCCAAUGAGCAAUACAUGAAGAUUGUACAGUCUGCAAAAUCAUCUUGAUCGGUCCUUGCUCAUCCAGGAAAGGAAAUUCAGACAAAAACCAUUGUUUCUGAUGAUUUCUUAUACCACAGAACUUUGCAAACAGACCAAGGCAGAUUAAACUCCCAAAACAAUGAGAGAAAGAACAGGAAAAAAGAACCAUGUAAAUUCAAUAUAAUUAACUUGACACAUUACUGCUUUGCUCAAAAAGAUACCAUAAACGAGUUCAGAACCCCAAAAUCAGAGAACCCUAACACUAAACCAUCCUAUAUUAUACAACUGUUAAAAUAAAAACCCAAAAA